Protobothrops mucrosquamatus (brown spotted pit viper) is the source of this 2814-nucleotide messenger RNA. RefSeq names its product TRPM8 channel-associated factor homolog. The record is from RefSeq and is a predicted model, not a curated record. The transcript is spliced from 7 exons. Bases 1 to 2772 code for a protein of 923 amino acids. Lineage: Eukaryota; Metazoa; Chordata; Lepidosauria; Squamata; Viperidae.
AUGGAUUCCCAACCUUCUUACGAUGUGUUAGUGGAAGGCCUCCAGUCCGUCGAUGUCACGGGAGAUUUCAACCCUUGUGAACUUUUGCUCACAGGAGACCGAGCCUUCCCAGUGCUUGUGGAUUCCAAGGGCCAAGUUCUCAUCGCUGCAGCCCAAUAUGGGAAAGGCCGGAUGGUGGUCACGGCGCAUGAAGUCAUGAUACAGCUUCCCCAGUUCUUGCCGUUCGUUAAAAAUGCUCUGGAGUGGCUUAGACCUUCUCCAAUGGCACCUGUAGGAGUCCACAGAAGCCUGGAUGCCCUCUACAAACUGCUCCUCAGUAGCGGUAUUAAAGUCCAAGCAGGUGCAACGCUUGGAGACUCUCCUGGGGUCUUCUGCAGAGAUGCCUACGAUGAUGUGGAGGCAGAUGACCUUGUACAGUUUGUGAAGAGAGGCGGGAGGCUGCUCAUUGGUGGCCAGGCCUGGCAUUGGUCAUAUCAACACGGGAAGGAGGCAGUCCUGGUUCGAUUUCCUGGAAACCUGGUGACCGGUGUGGCUGGAGUGUAUUUCACGGCCAAUGUGGGAGAAAAUGGUGUUUUCUCUGUGCCUGAAAAAAUUCCCAAGAUUCCCCUCAUCACCGAACACGGAAUAGAUGUUCAAAAGGAUUUAGUAACUCUUCUGAAAGGAGUGGAGAGAUUCAAUGUGAAGGGCGAUGACCUCCAGAAUGAAAUGACUCCAUCUCCCUUGCUUAUCCAUGCAGCCCUGGCAUUUCCAGUUGGCGUAAGUGAUACCUACCACUCCUUCCUGGCAGCUGCAUACUACGGCCGAGGACGCAUCGUUGUUGCCUCUCAUGAAGGCUUCCUUAGCAUAUCAUCAAUGAAAUCUUUCCUCCUCAAUGCCGUCAGUUGGCUUUCUGCUGGGAAGGGAAGACAGGUGGGCAUUGGAGACAACUUACAGGAACUUUACUCCAUGUUAAACCAAGCAAUGAUUCCCUGUGAGCUAACCAACUUUAAGGAAGGCCUAGGCAUAUACUGUUGUACAGCCUAUGAUGCCAAAGACAUGGAAAGCAUCCACGAAUUUGUCUCUGAAGGAGGAGGGCUCCUAAUCGGGGGUCAAUCUUGGUAUUGGGCUUCCGUGAAUCCUAACUCCAGUGCUAUUGCAGAAUAUCCAGGAAAUAAGAUCCUGAAUAAGUUUGGAAUUGGGAUUAUUGACGCAUAUUUUGAGAUACCUGAAAACAGCUGUCCUGCCAGAGAGGCCAGCGAAGUGGCUUCCACUUAUCAUUUCCGGAAAGCAUUCUUGCAGUUCAAGAAACAUAUUCGAAACGAGCAGAUUCUACAACCGUCAUAUUCCUCGUGGCUGCAGAGAUUGGUGGAAGACAUUGAGAUAUUCCUUCAGAUCCCAGCUACGAACUCCCGUCUCUUGUCCUCAGUUCAUGAAGAGGCUCUAGAGUUGGUUCAAAUUAAAGGGAUUCCCGAGGUCAGUGUACAUAACCCAAUCCAAGCCAAUUCAGACCAAGCCAUCUUACUUCAAAUAGCUUCUGUGCUCUAUAACGUUCUACCAGAGUUUCAAGGCUUAGUACCCAGCUUGAAGCCAUAUGAUCCAAGCUCUUACCCUACAGCACCUCCUCAAAAAAUUCAAAUAAAUGGAAGCAACACAGGAAAUGAAGCUUGGAGAAGCACUGGCAUGUAUGCUCCACCGGCAACAACGGUCACUUUAUUAUCCCCCCCCUCCAUCCUCAAUGCAAAACUGCAGGUGCAGAUUGGGUGCCACACUGACCGUUUAGUUAAUCUCGAGGAAUGGAAGCGUCCUCCAGUGGUGACAAGGCGGUUUUCGGUGAAGACUGAGAAGAUGGAGAUCUCCAGCUUGUGGGGAGGCCUCUUGUACAUCAUCGUGCCAGAAAACUCUUCAUUGGGCUACUUCUCUAUCACCAUAGAAGGGGCCACCCAGGCGCCUUAUUUCAAGCAUGGUGAAACCAGCAUCCAGGAUUGGCAAGAUACGAUCCGCCACUAUCCUGCUCCCUGGGCGGAACUGGAAAUCGAGAAUAUUAUUCUCACGCUGCCCUCAGACGCUGUACGUAGUCAUGCUAGAAUUGACUUCCUGCUCCAGACCUGGGAUCAGAUGAUGAGGGCCAUCGCCCACUUAGCAGCCAUCCCUCCUAUUUUUCCCAGGCCAGAGAGGAUUGUGGCAGAUGUUCAGAUAUCAGCAGGUUGGAUGCACGCUGGCUAUCCAGUCAUGAGUAAUGUGGGGGCCCUACCGGAGAUCAUAGAUGUGCAAGCUUUCCACACCAAAGGAACCUGGGGCCCAAUCCAUGAGUUGGGUCACAACCAGCAGAAAAGCGGGUGGAAUUUCUCACCCCAUACCACGGAAGCCACCUGCAACCUCUGGUCUGUUUAUGUUAAUGAGACCGUGCUGAGCAUCUCCCGAGAAAUAGCCCAUCCAGAGCUUCUACCGGAUGCAAGAAGAGAGAGGAUUGAGACCUACAUUAGAAACGGAGCUAAUCUGGAGGACUUUGAAGUGUUCAUGGCACUUGAACCCUAUUUGCAGCUGCAGGAAGCCUUCGGUUGGGACCCCUACAUCCACAUUUUAGCGAAAUACCAAACCAUGAGCAACAUCCCAGAUGACAACCGCUACAAGAUGAACCUGUGGGCAGAAACCUUCUCUCAGGAAGUCAACAGAAACCUGGGACCUUUUUUCAAAACCUGGGGGUGGCCCAUUGAGGACAGCAUCUCCGAGAAGCUGGCCAUGUCCUACCCUGCCUGGGCUGAGGAUCCCAUGAUACAGUAUCGGCACUCUUGAAGGACCAGAAGCCCAAGACCGUCCCCAUCAGUGAACACUGGA